Molecule: messenger RNA, 1482 nt
Organism: Recurvomyces mirabilis
Lineage: Eukaryota; Fungi; Ascomycota; Dothideomycetes; Mycosphaerellales; Teratosphaeriaceae
Exons: 5
Coding region: 1-1482 (493 amino acids)
Biological process (GO): glutathione metabolic process
Cellular component (GO): mitochondrion; peroxisome
Molecular function (GO): glutathione peroxidase activity; glutathione transferase activity
Source: RefSeq, a predicted model, not a curated record
AUGGGUGGUCACACCAUUGAAUUCUACUACGACAUAUCGUGUCCAUUCGCUUAUAUUGCCUCGACAAAAAUCGAAGCGCUAGCAUCUCGUACUGGAGCAAACCUCAUCUGGCGUCCAGUACUCCUGGGAGCGAUCUACCGAGCAACAAGUGCACCACAAGGAGCAGCAGGAUCAGCAUCGGACGUAUUCAAUGCUACAAAGAAAGCUGUUUCUGGCCGGGCUUUCCAACGAACGAUCAAGCGUCAUGGUAUAGAUCAUAACGACCCACCCAAACACCCUGUGAAGACUACGGCAGCUUUGAGAUUGCUCUACUUCGUGAAUCGUAAUCAACGGCCUGCCCUGACCAAAGCACUCUUCCGCGCCUACUGGGUAGAAGGAAAGAAUGUCUCAGAUCAGCAGGUCCUGAUUGACGUCGUCCAGCGAUCUGGAAUCAAGGAGGUCGAGGCUGUGGUCAACGCAAUCAAAAACGGCAGUACUGAGUCACAAUCUCAGCGAAAGCAGCUUGAGGAGUCAACAGAUCUAGCCGUUAAACGAGGAGCGCCCGGCGUACCCUCAUUCUGGAUAUCUGAUGAGGUAUGGACUGACAAUGACGGUAAGCGAAAGCAAGGUAGACUGUACUGGGGUCAAGAUAGGAUGCAGUUCCUGGAAGCUGUUCUGCAUGCCAUGAACGAAGGCAAAGAUGGGGCGCAGCUAGGCAGAAUCUCGAGACCACUGCAAUCAUUGAUACCGCAUAGUGCCAGAUCUUCGACUGUUCCUGAUGGCCAGGAGGUCAAGCUAGAGUUCUGGUACGACUUCUCCUCGCCUUGGGCCUUCCUAGGCUGGACACAGCUUGAUCGACUCCAGCGCAAGUAUGGCUCGAGACUACACAUAGAGAUGAAACCGUUCUUGCUGGGUAUCUUGUUCCGAGAGAUUGGUGCACCCAACACACCAAUGUCAGCAAUCAGCGAACAGAAGCGCAAUUAUACGAGACUUGAUCACCUCGACUGGUGUCGAUGGUGGAAUGCAGUAAACCAGCAGGAAGGCAACUCCGACAAACAGAUCGACUUCUACUGGGCUGACAAGUUCCCAAUUCGUACGCCGACUGUUUUACGAGCUGUGCUGGUAGAGCCAAAGCUAGUAACGCCUCUCUAUCGUGGCUGCUGGGAGCAGAACCUCGACAUGUCAUCCGAUGAAGUCGUACAGACAGUCAUCGACAAGGCUGGCUUCGAUGGCCGUAAGAUUCUGGCACAAGCCAGUUCCGAUCAGUACAAGAAAGCUCUUCGGGCCUUGACACAAGAAGCAAAGCAGAUCGGGCUGUGUGGUGUGCCAAGCUAUCGAGUCUCUCGAAGGAGCUCAGGUCAAUCUUGGAAGCAGGCGGGAGAUCUUGUCUGGGGCCAGGAUGAAUUGGCUGUGGUUGUAGACUUGAUCUCUGGUGCCAGUGGCAGUGAUGUCGCAAGCGUGCUUCCGAUUGACGGGAGUAACCAACGGUGUAGUAAGCUGUAG